AUACAUAGCAACGAUCCCUCAGCGAGGCUCAGAUCACAGGAGGAGAGGGAAGCAGAAGGACGUGUAUGGGAGACAACCGCUACAAGAUGUUACCUCUGAUUCUCCUCAGCCAAAUGGCACUGUCCAUCGCCGCCCCCGCCAUUCAGUGUGAUAUUAGUAAAAUAGCCAUUGCUGGUGGUAAAUAUUGUCUGAACAAUGGGACAAAAGUUGGCAGUAAGUUGGAGUACACCUGCCCUGAAGGAACAUACCCGUACCCAUUCCCGUCCCGAGAGUGCCUCUUCAAUGGUCAAUGGUCCAAUGAGAACGUGAAGGCCCAAUGCAGAACCGUGCAGUGUACCACACCAGGCAGGUUUGAGAACGGAGAGUUCUAUCCCAGGAAAGCAAAAUAUUUUAUCGGAGACAUCCUGUACUUUGAAUGCUGGGGAGGAUUUAAAAUGUCUGGACCUGAAAACCGCAUCUGUCAAGCAAAUGGAAAAUGGAGUGGAAUUGAUACGACAUGUGACAAUAAAGGCAUUGUGGGUAGUGCAAGGCAUUCUGGGAAGGAGAAGCCAGUCUCCAAUCUACAUACAGACUACAGGACAUCAGCAGAGCUGUUCCAUGCAGUUCUCCUUCUUAAACUCCACCAUCUUUGUGCAAGUAUAUCUGGCACAUGGGGGAUCAGUCCUUCAAUAGAAGUGACAACAGGAGGUCUCAUGAACAUCUUCAUUCUUCUUGAUGCCUCUGAAAGUCUAGGAGAAGACAAUUUCAACAUCGCUAAAGAAGCAAGUAAAGUGUUCAUAGAAAAGAUGAGCAGCUUUGAUUUUUCACCUCGCUAUGCUGUCAUCUCGUACGAUAGAGAGGCAAAACCCAUCAUUGAGCUCUCUGAUGAAGACAGUAAAGAGGCUGACAAGGUCAUUGACAGGAUAAAUGCGUUUCAAUAUUCAGAACACACACAAGAACCAUGGGGAAGGAAUACUCGAGGAGCUUUGGCUAAAGUUUACGAAAUGUUGUGUCUGCAAAAUGCGAGAGAUCCUGAACAUUUCCUGAAAAUGAAAAAUGUUAUCCUACUCAUCACAGAGGGAAAACAUAAUAUGGGUGGAGACCCUACUGUGGAGGUGAAGAGGAUCAGAGAAAUUCUGGACAUCAGGAAGAACAAUAAACGGGAAAAUUAUCUGGAUAUCUAUGUCUUUGGUCUGGGUGAAGAGAUAAGCGAUAAUGAAAUCAAUGAUAUUGCAUCCAAGAAAACUAGUCAGCAUGUCUUCAGUAUGGAAACAGUAGAGGAUAUGAAGAAAGCCUUUGAUGAAAUGAUAGGUAGUCAGCAUGUCUUCAGUAAGGAAACAGCAGACGAUAUGAAGAAAGCCUUUAAUCUAAUGAUAGACGAGGCAGGAACUGUUGACAUGUGUGGACUUGCCUAUGAGCCAUCUGAAAAUGAAGGAGUAGAAGGAAAGUAUCCCUGGAUUGCUAAAAUUACCAUCACUAGCCCUGGUUCUGAAGUAACAUGUAAAGGCUCUAUCAUAAGCAGAGAUUUUAUCUUGACCGCUGCUCACUGCUUUAAUCUAGAUGAAAAACUCCAUGCUAUUAGUGUAGAAGUCGGAGGUAAGGAAUUCAAAGUGAAGAACCUCCACCGUCAUAAUAAGUACAACCCACUGGGCAAACAGGAAAAGAAAGUGGAGAAAUCUUUUGAUUAUGAUUUGGCUCUCAUUGAACUGAAAACUAAGAUUGAAUUUUCCAGAAAAAUCAGGUAA
Messenger RNA from Bufo bufo (common toad), 1724 nucleotides. Its product is annotated as complement factor B-like. Gene Ontology annotation, biological process: complement activation; proteolysis. Gene Ontology annotation, molecular function: serine-type endopeptidase activity. The record is from RefSeq and is a predicted model, not a curated record. The coding region runs from base 66 to 1724 and encodes 552 amino acids. Gene Ontology annotation, cellular component: extracellular region. NCBI's taxonomy places the organism in Eukaryota, Metazoa, Chordata, Amphibia, Anura, Bufonidae. The transcript is spliced from 13 exons.